AUGACGGAAAAAGAGAAAAUGGAUGCCACGCUGUCCGAGAAAGUUGUGCUGCAAAGGCCAUUUGGGACAGCUGCCGAACGGGCACGGCGUAGUCUCAAUGCCAAACUCUCCAAUCCGCUGGCCGGGUUCAGCUAUACCGAACUACGAAAACAGGGACGCACCUUUGCUGAACUUCACGAAAUGGGGGAUGAGUCGGAUAUCCGUGCUUUCGAGCUGGGUGCUGUGCUGGCACAAUCUCCGGAACAAUAUGACAAGGUCGCUGGCCUGACAAACCAGGAGAAAAGAGUAUUGCGUCGGGAGUUCACGCAUCGCUGGUCACAGCCAUGGAAGAUGUACGCUGUCAUUACAUUGUGUUCUUUAUCUGCUGCAGUUCAGGGAAUGGAUCAAACGGUGGUCAACGGGGCCCAAAUAUUUUACAAAUACCAAUUCGGCAUCGGCGAUGAAUCCACUCGGAACGCCUGGCUCCUCGGUCUAACAAACUCAGCACCAUACCUCUGCUGCGCCUUCAUCAGCUCCUGGCUAACAGUCCCAUUCAACCACUGGUUCGGGCGCCGCGGGACAAUCUUCCUCACAUGUUGCUUCUCUGCGAUAGCCUGUCUCUGGCAAGGAUUUGUCUCAACGUGGUGGGCAAUGUUUGUCGCACGAUUCAUGCUAGGCUUCGGCAUCGGCCCCAAAUCGGCAACUGUGCCGAUAUACGCAGCUGAAACCGCGCCACCGUCCAUCCGUGGUGCAUUGGUCAUGCAGUGGCAUGUGUGGACAGCGUUCGGGAUCAUGGUUGGAUAUGCAGCGGACCUCAUCUUCUACAAUGUCGACUCGACCGUCAUUGUCGGCUUGAAUUGGCGUUGUAUGAUGGCCUCGGCGAUGUUCCCGGCUCUGGUCGUUUGCUGUUUUGUCUUUGCUUGUCCUGAGUCGCCACACUGGUACAUGCGCCAAAAGCAAUAUCACCGUGCGUACGAGUCCAUCUGUAUGCUACGAAAUCAUAAAAUCCAGGCAACUCGUGACUUGUACUACAUGCAUACACUGCUGGAGGCUGAGGAUAGUAUGAAACUUGGACAUAACAAGAUAUUGGAAUUGAUUAAAGUCCCGCGAAAUCGGCGAGCGAUGUUGGCGUCUCAGAUUGUCAUGUUUAUGCAACAGUUCUGUGGCGUCAACGUUAUUUCAUACUAUUCAUCUGAGAUAUUUCUCGAGGCCAAAUUCUCCCCACCGGCUGCUCUAGCCGCCUCGUUAGGCUGGGGUCUAAUCAAUUGGCUCUUAUCAAUUCCCGCAGUCUACACAAUCGACACAUUCGGUCGACGCAAUCUGCUGUUACUCACUUUCCCACUCAUGGCCAUGGCACUGUUAUUCACGGGGUUCAGCUUCUGGAUCCCCGAGAGCAGCCACAAUGCACGUCUCGCGUGCAUUGCUUUAGGAACUUAUCUUUUCGGAGUGGUCUACUCACCUGGGGAGGGACCGGUGCCAUUCACCUACACUGCCGAGGUAUACCCGCUGUACGUCCGGUCAUACGGAAUGGCGCUAGGCACGGCAACGAUGUGGUUCUGUAAUUUCCUGCUGGGCGUGACGUGGCCAUCUCUGCGAGCCGCAUUCACCAUACAGGGUGCAUUCUCUUGGCAUGCAGGGUGGUGUUUAGUUGGAUGGUGGUUGGUACUCUUGUUUAUGCCCGAGACAAAAGGGAAGACGCUUGAGGAAUUGGAUCAGGUCUUUUCUAUGCCGACCAGGCUUCAUGCGCGAUAUGGGUUGAGGCAAAUUGGGUAUUUUGUUAAACAUUAUUUGUUGAGAAGGGAUGUUAUACCGGAGACUCUUUAUGAGAGGGAGGAAUUGGUUAAGGCUCAGGAUGUGGGAUUCAAUGCGUGA
Messenger RNA from Penicillium coprophilum, 1851 nucleotides. RefSeq lists its product as uncharacterized. The coding region runs from base 1 to 1851 and encodes 616 amino acids. Gene Ontology annotation, biological process: transmembrane transport. The record is from RefSeq and is a predicted model, not a curated record. Lineage: Eukaryota; Fungi; Ascomycota; Eurotiomycetes; Eurotiales; Aspergillaceae. The transcript is spliced from 4 exons. Gene Ontology annotation, cellular component: membrane. Gene Ontology annotation, molecular function: myo-inositol:proton symporter activity.